Messenger RNA from Plectropomus leopardus (leopard coralgrouper), 1942 nucleotides. It is a transcript of the gene acot11b, whose product is annotated as acyl-CoA thioesterase 11b. Gene Ontology annotation, biological process: acyl-CoA metabolic process. Gene Ontology annotation, molecular function: lipid binding; long-chain fatty acyl-CoA hydrolase activity. NCBI's taxonomy places the organism in Eukaryota, Metazoa, Chordata, Actinopteri, Perciformes, Serranidae. Gene Ontology annotation, cellular component: cytosol; cytoplasm. The record is from RefSeq and is a predicted model, not a curated record.
GGUAAAAUGAAAAGAGGUCCUGGCUGCAGGCUGCUGACUCUCAGCCGGUGUUAAUGUUUUGCCGGUUCAUCGGGACUUUAACUCGAUUUCACCAUCAGCUGUAACUUUAAAAAUUAGCUGUGAGUUAUGAUGUCAGAAGUGAAACACACAGACACCAUGCAGGACCCCCUGUUCAUUCUGGAGAGUGAAGAAGUGUACAGGAACCCCACUGAGGUGAAGAUGAGUCAGAUCGUGCUGCCAUGCCAUGCCAACCACUGUGGAGAGCUGAGCGUUGGACAGCUGCUGAAGUGGAUGGACUCCACAGCCUGCUUAUCUGCUGAGAGACACGCAGGUUGUUCCUGUAUCACUGCAUCUGUGGACGACAUCCAUUUUGAACACACCAUAGGGGUGGGAAAGGUUGUCAACAUCAUAGCAAAGGUCAACAGAGCCUUCACAUCCAGUAUGGAGGUGGGUAUAUUGGUGAAUUGUGAGGACCUUUACACUAACAGGCAGUGGAAGGUUUGCCAUGCGUUUGCUACCUUUGUUGCCAGACGAACUGAAGCUGGGAAGGUACAGCUGAAGCAGGUGCUUCCUCGCACACAAAUGGAGCAGAUGGAGUACAGCCUGGCAGCGGAGCGGAGGAGGAUGAGGCUCAUCCAUGCUGAGAUCAUUACAGACCUACUGAGCAGCAGCACAGCUCAACUGGGAGAAUGCCAAGAGUACCAGGACGCCGUCACGGCUGAGCGGACACGAGUGGAGAGUGUGGAGCUGGUGCUACCGCCACAUGCAAACCACCAGGUCAGCACCUUCGGAGGCCAGAUCAUGGCCUGGAUGGAGAAUGUGGCUACAAUUGCAGCAAGUCGCUUGUGUAAUGCCCACCCAACAUUAAGGUCCAUCGACAUGUUCCAUUUUCGGGGCCCGUCUCACAUCGGUGACAGACUGGUACUGAAGGCUAUUGUUAAUAAUGCUUUCAAGCACAGCAUGGAGGUGGGAGUGUGUGCUGAGGCUUACCAGGGUGGAGAACCUCUGCGCCAUAUAAAUAGUGCUUUUAUGACCUUUGAAGUGCUGGACGGUGACAGGAAGCCACGCACGCUGCCACGGAUACGACCAGAGCCUGUGGAUGGAAAAAGACGUUAUAAAGAAGCUAUUGCAAGGAGGAAGAUUCGCCUCGAUAGGAAAUACAUUAUCACCUGCAAGCAAACUGAAGUGCCUCUCUCCGUGCCCUGGGAUCCAAGUAACCAGAUGUACCUGAGCUACAAUAAUGUGUCGGCAUUGAAACUAAUGGAUACCAGAAACAACUGGGUAUUAACUUCGGAGAAAAACAAGGUCAGACUGUACACACUGGAGGAAAACCACAUGCUGUGUUUCAAGGUGGAGAUGCACGUCAGCGUACCGGCAGAGCAGACGUUCCACCUAUUGUCAGACCUGACGAGGAGGAAGGAGUGGGACCGGCACUAUGAGGACUGUGAGGUGAUCAACCAAGCGGAUGAGGAAGACACCCUUUAUCGCAUCACUACACCAUCUGUCAGUAAAGGGGGCAAGGGCCAGGACUUUAUCUUACUGGCAUCCAGAAGGAAGCCAUGUGACUCCAGGGACCCAUAUCUGAUCGCUCUGCGCUCUGUCACUUUGCCCACUCACCCUCCCACUGAGGACUACACCAGGGGAGAGGUGCUCUGUGCUGGCUUCACAAUCUGGGAAGAGUCCAGCGCUGUCACCAAGAUCACCUACUACAACCAGGCCACGCCAGGUGUCCUCCCCUACAUCUCCACAGAUAUCGCCGGCCUCUCCUCAAGCUUUUCCAGCACUUUCUCUGCCUGUAGUCACUUCCUGGAGGCCAACAAGGACAGCCUGGCUGCUCUGCCGCCUUCUGUGCUGUGACAGAACAACGCAGCCACGGACUCCUUGCACGAGGAGCAGUAGCUUCAGUAGAAAGGAGCAUCAUCGUCUCACUGUCUUCAUCCUG